Lactuca saligna is the source of this 1470-nucleotide messenger RNA. Lineage: Eukaryota; Viridiplantae; Streptophyta; Magnoliopsida; Asterales; Asteraceae. The record is from the annotation of a GenBank genome assembly.
AUGACUUCAACUCAAAACCCUCCUCAUUUUGUAUUGUUUCCGUUCAUGUCCAAAGGCCAUACAAUCCCGUUGCUCCACCUAUCCCAGCUUCUCGUCUCCCGCGGCGUUACACUCACCCUUUUCACCACAAAAGCCAACCGACAAUUCAUCGCCGACUUUCUCCACCGACAAUCAGAUUCAAUCUCCAUUGUUGACCUGCCAUUUCCUAACCAAGUUGAAGGAAUACCUCAAGGUAUAGAGAGCACCGAUAAGCUCCCUUCUAUGUCCUGCUUCCCGCAAUUUGCCACUGCAACCAAGCUUAUGCAGCCAGACUUUGAAGAAGCACUCGAGAAAAUUCCCCAUGUGACCUGCAUCGUUUCUGAUGGGUUUCUGAGUUGGACUCUUGCAUCUGCAAAUAAGUUUGGGAUCCCUCGCCUCUGGUUUUUUGGCAUGAGUGCCUACUCCAGUGCUAUAAGUCAAGAAGUGGCUGUAAACCGGUUAUUGUCAGGACCUGAGACCGAUGAUGACUUAAUCACCGUGACCAGGUUCCCGUGGAUUAAAGUCACCAGGAAUGACUUUAUCGAGCCUUUUAAUCAACGAAAUCCCACGAGUCCUCAUCAGGACUUCGUAAUGGAAGUUACCAUGGCAAUGAUGAAUAGCUAUGGCCAGAUAAUGAACAGCUUCUACGAGCUAGAGCCACAGUUUUUAGACUACUUGAAUGGCGAGUCUAUGCCCAAAGCUUGGUGUGUCGGUCCCCUCUCCUUGGCUGUGACCGAUUCAUCGCCAAUCGUUGACCGGAAGCCUGAAUCAGAAUGGAUUCAGUGGCUAGAUCUAAAGCUAGCUCAGGGAUGCUCGGUUUUAUACGUAGCAUUCGGUUCUCAAGCAGAGUUAUCAUCCAAACAGUUGGAAGAGAUAUCAAAGGGUUUGGAAGAAUCCCAAGUGAGUUUCUUGUGGGUGGUGAGGAAUUAUGAGACUCGUGUUGUUGACGAGCUACAAGAAAGAGUGGGAGAAAGAGGAAUGAUCGUACGAGAAUGGGUGGACCAAUUGGAGAUUCUGAAGCACGAAAGCGUAAAAGGGUUUGUAAGCCACUGUGGUUGGAACUCGGUGUUGGAGAGCAUAUGUUCAGAGGUGCCGAUACUAGCGUGGCCAAUGAUGGCUGAGCAACCUCUGAAUGCAAGAAUGGUGGUGGAGGAGAUUAAGAUCGGUUUACGGGUUGAGACAUGUGAUGGAUCAGUGAAUGGGUUUGUAACAUCAGAAGGGUUAAAGAAAAUGGUGAAGGAGCUCAUGGAGGGUGAAAAGGGGAAGGAAGUAAGGAAAAAGGUGAAGGAGAUUGGUGAGGCUGCAAAGGAAGCAAUGGCGGAAGGUGGGUCAUCUUGGCGGACACUGAAUGAGCUCAUAGAUGAGUUACAGACUGUGAGAAACUCCAAAACAGACGAUUUUCGUAGAUCGGCAGGAUAUACAAUCUCUGCUACGAGCUAUGGAGAGGCAUAG